Messenger RNA from Sparassis crispa, 426 nucleotides. RefSeq lists its product as hypothetical. The transcript has 3 exons. Lineage: Eukaryota; Fungi; Basidiomycota; Agaricomycetes; Polyporales; Sparassidaceae. Bases 1 to 426 code for a protein of 141 amino acids. The record is from RefSeq and is a predicted model, not a curated record.
AUGGUUGCACGAAUGCACGCCGAUGUCGUCGAUAAGACUCUCACCGGAUGGAUCCUUCCCGAUUUCACUACAACCACUGCCGACAAGACCGUAUGUUCGGCCUUGACAAUGAUGACGCUGAAGCGAUAUUUUGCAUAUUCGGUGAUAACUUCUUGCGCUACUGCUUGUGGAAUUCCAUCAGUCAUCUUGGAGGGUGAGAAGGAUGACUGGCUGAAGCUCCUGCAGCGAGUAGACAAGCUGGACGAAUUUGGCAACGAACCGCGUCCUAGGCGACGAUGCUGGGACCUAUACUGCGGCGUUUUGUGUCUGCUUUCAGCGACGGGCUGGACGUUGAAUUUUGGACACAUGCUGUCUAACUUGAUGACUGGGCAACUGUGUACCUGCAGCCUCGCCAGUCAGCACCGAAAAGCUAGCGAUAAUGAUUGA